Molecule: messenger RNA, 3782 nt
Organism: Raphanus sativus (radish)
Lineage: Eukaryota; Viridiplantae; Streptophyta; Magnoliopsida; Brassicales; Brassicaceae
Product: DEMETER-like protein 3
Exons: 23
Coding region: 170-3649 (1159 amino acids)
Biological process (GO): base-excision repair
Molecular function (GO): DNA demethylase activity; DNA N-glycosylase activity
Source: RefSeq, a predicted model, not a curated record
UUUUAAUGGAAAUAACAUUUUUCUCAACAGAGAGUACUUUUUUCCCCCAAGGUUGUCUCUCUCUCUCGCCUCUGAAGUUGGCCCAAGUUCGAUCGUGCGUGUGUGCUUCGCAUAAUACUUUCGUCUCUCCUGCCUCAGAGUAUAUCGCAAUUAUACUCUGAGACAAAUAAUGGAAAAUUCACAACAUCCAGACCAAGUUUCUGGUUUGGCUGUUCAAGAUACACCCGUUAAGCCUAAACCGCCACUGAGAUUCUAUGUUCGACGAAAGUUUACUAAGCGGCUCAAUAAGUUACAAAACGUCGAUGACUCUACUACAACUUCUCCACAGAUGAUUGAGAUUUCUGAAUUGGCGAGUUCAGAUUUCAACAUAGACAAUACACCUAAAGUGGAGUCUGUGAAAAAGAGUGAAGAACCAGAAAAUGUCAAAGUCGAUCUACAAAGUCUCCAUAGCACACAAGGGAAGAAAAACUCAAAAGAAGAGAAAAAUGCUAAGUCAGCAAUUCUUCAAGAUGAUUCACAAUAUGCUAAUGGAGAAGGAAAGGAGAACAAUUCUGAAAAGAUACGCAAGAAACAGAGAUACCAUAGGCCGAGGAUUUUGGAAGAUGGAAAAAAAACAAGGGAUCCUACCAAUCUUCGAAUGAGAACUACAUCUAAUAAAAGGAGUAAGAAAGAGAAAGAAGAUGAAGUUGUAUUUGAGGUUCGGACUCCAGAAAAGCAGAGUUUUCCAAAGAGAAGAAAAAACAAAGCAAACAAGAAUGUAGCUCGAUCUUUGGCAUUGGAUGAAGAGAUAAGUUCUACUUGUCUUGCUCUUGAACUUAGUAGAAGUUCCAUUCCCAACUUUCCAAAGGGCAAAAGGAGGAUGACUCCACUUCGUAGAACUGAUUUUCAUGUGCUGAUAUCGCCCUCGUUUCCUAUGCCCAUUUGGAAAAAACAUUCGAAAAGGUCUACUCGUAAAAAGAAUAUGGUUAGAUGGACUAGAAUUGCUUUGUCUUUUGAAUGUGUAGAAGAAACUUUGUUACUGGUAGAAAUUCAUCCGAGCGAGAAAGAUAAAGAAAAGAUAGCACCAAAGCUGAAAUUGAUGCAUUCUAACCAGAAGAUAACAGUUGGCUCGAAGGAACACUUGAAAAAAGCUAAGAAAGUUAGCAAACUUGUAACCAAAGAAAAAAACCGUGAGAAAGAUAAUGGACAUGAAGAUGUUGCAGUUCAAACCAAAGAUAUAUUCACAGCAUCGUCAAGUUGUGUUGCACCAAACUCACGCACUAAAGAAAUGAAAGAUAUUGUGGAGAAUUUAGUUUUUCAAUUAAAUUAUCAAAAAGAUCACAAUCUUUCAUCUCUAGCCGAUGUUCCUUUACACAUAGAAGAUACACUUAUGAAAUCGGCUAGUUACAUAACGCCUGAAGAGUCUACGAAAAAAACUAAAGGUGUUGCCAAGUUAAUCAAAGAGAUGGACAAACUAAAUAUCAAUCGAAGAGGAACAACUUUGGGCAAAGCAAAGAAAAAACUGGUUAAUGCGAAAGUGAAUCUUGAUCCUGAAACCAUUAAAGAGUGGGAGUUGUUAAUGGAGAACGAUCUUCCAGAUAUGUCACAUAUGAACGAGGAAGAGACUGAGCGCAAAUGGAAAGAAGAACGAACAAUCUUCCAAAGCCGGAUAGAACUUUUCAUUAACCGGAUGCAUUUUCUGCAAGGCAAUAGAAAAUUUAAACAGUGGAAAGGCUCGGUUGUUGAUUCAGUGGUUGGAGUUUUCUUGACACAGAAUGUUUCUGACUACCUUUCAAGCAAUGCUUUCAUGAGUGUUGCUGCAAAAUUUCCAGUGGAUGUAAAAGAAAGUUUGGAAAACUUAGCAUAUUUCAUUGAUGAACCUCAAGAGGUUGAUAACUUAGUUGGUGGUGGUCAAAUACCAACUCAGGAUGCUAAAAUUUCACUUGGAUCUGUCUCCUUACGAGAAAACUUGGAGCAACAUGAAAAAGAUGCAAAAAGGAAAAACAAAAAAACAGGUAUCAUGGAAGAUGAGAAUGUUGAUUGGGAGAGUUUGAGAAAAGUCUACACAAAAGAAAGAUUUACGAAUGCAAUACAUAUGGACACUGUCGAUUGGAAUGCUGUAAGGUUAUCUGAUCAACAAGUUCUUGCUGACACCAUCAUGAAACGAGGACAACAUAAUGGUCUUGCAAGAAAAAUCUUGAAAUUUCUCAACAGCGAAGCAAAACAAAAUGGAAGCGUGGAUCUUGAAUGGCUUCGAGAUGCUCCUUCUGACUUAGUAAAGAGAUAUCUAUUAGAGAUCGAAGGCAUAGGGCUAAAGAGUGCUGAAUGCGUACGACUUUUAGGACUUAAGCAUUCGGCUUUUCCGGUUGACACAAAUGUUGGACGUAUAGCAGUUCGACUUGGUUGGGUUCCUCUUGAACCUUUACCAGAUGGUGUUCAGUUGCAUCAUUUAUUUCAGUAUCCUUCAAUGGAUUCAAUUCAAAAAUAUCUUUGGCCACGAUUAUGUAAACUUCCGCAAGAAACAUUGUACGAGUUACAUUAUCAGAUGAUAACAUUUGGAAAGGUCUUCUGCACGAAGGUUAUUCCUAAUUGUAAUUCAUGUCCGAUGAAAUCAGAAUGCAAAUAUUUUGCAAGUGCAUAUGUCAGUUCCAAAGUUCUUCUCGAAGGUCCUGAAGAAAAGACACGAGAGUCAAACAUUGCUACACAGUCAUAUUUUCAUGAUGAUGAUGAUGCAAAGAUGACAUCAAAGAUCAAUUCGAUUGAAGAAUGUGUUUCUACCGAAUGCAGCAAUCAAACUGACUGUUGUGAACCAAUCGUUGAGUUUCCGUCUUCUCCGACUAGAGAAAUUCCAGAGUUACCAGACAUUGAGGACACUCCUUGCAGAAGUUAUUGUCGGUCUAAUUCUGCAAUUCCUGGAAUUCAUAUCGACAUGGAUGCAUUGAAGAAAAAUGUACUUGAUGCAUUCAUGAAAGGUGCAACGAUGCUCAACGGUUCUGGUGACGAGAUUUCAAAAGCAUUAGCAGUUAUGACUCCAGAGAAUGCUUGCAUUCCAAUGAAGUUGCCCCGCAAAACAAAGUAUUAUGACAGAUUAAGAACUGAACAUGUGGUAUAUGUGCUUCCUGAUAACCAUGAGCUUCUUGAUGAUUUUGAGAGAAGAGAAUGUGAUGAUCCUAGUCCAUAUCUUCUUGCCCUUUGGCAACCAGGUGAAACAUCAUACUCGUUCGUGCCACCAAAGAAGAAAUGUGACUCAGAUGGAACAAACCUUUGCAUGAUUAAGACUUGUUCUUAUUGUUGGAAUAUACGGGAAGAAAGUUCAAACACUUACCGUGGAACAAUUCUGAUCCCUUGUAGAACAGCGAUGCGAGGAGGUUUCCCACUUAAUGGCACAUACUUUCAAACCAAUGAGGUUUUUGCAGAUCAUGAGACGAGUUUGGAACCUAUUGUGUUUCCUAGAGAGUUUUGUAAUGGAUUGGAGAAGCGUGCGCUAUACUGUGGUUCGUCAGUGACAUCCAUUUUUCGGAUGUUAGACGAAACAAGAAUUCAACUAUGUUUUUGGACUGGAUUUGUAUGCAUGAGAGGAUUUAACAGAAAGCAACGAUAUCCAGAAGGACUCGUCCGCAGAUUACACACACCACCAGAUGAGAGAGGAGAAAAGCACAUGAGAGACUGAUCGAUUUGUUUCUUUAUUAUUAGUUUUUCUUUUAGUUAGCUAUAAACCCAUGCGUCCUCUUUUCUCUUCUCUCCGUCGUGUUUACUCAAGCUGAUCAGUUUUGGGCCUCAAUUACCGUGGUUUUUUAUUAUUA